UUUGCUGCGGCACUUAGGCAGCCCAAAACGAUGAAACGCCUCGUCCUCGCAGCCGUUCUCCAUGUGGCAGCCACAAAUAACUGCGAACGGGCCACCGAUUUGAAGCCAGAGCACAUUUGCAGAGCCCCCACCAAUCCGGAUGCGCUGCGGAGCGCCAUACCAGACGAUGCUGACGCGCUCCCGCUAAAAAGUAGCGCACCACCGUCCUUGAACGUAAUCCAAGGCAACGUCGCGAAACAGAAGGCGCGGCUCCUGCGCAAGGCCAAUACUGAAGGCGCGCCGCUGGUCUGGGUGCUCGACGACUACGUGGGCAUUGGCAACGCGCUGGAUGCUUACGUGAGGGCGGUGAUCGAGGCGCGGCAUCGCCGACGAUCGCUCAUCAUCAAGUCGCCGAUCCUGCGCAAUCUGUGUCGCAUUGUUGGCGUGCGGUGCAUAAAUCAAAUUGUCGCGGUGCGUCUACGCCAUCGCACCCGACUCACUGGUUGAUUUGCGCACAGGUGGCGUGCGAUGGCCUUGUUGGUGCAAAGCGCGACGACCUCUCGCGAAACGAGCGCAUGUGCCUCGCAAGCAGCCACCAGGCGGAAUCAGAGCAUUGCGUCUACUACACGACCUUCGGCUGGCGCAACGGCAAGUAUCCUCCCGAUUAUGACCUAUCCUUAUAUGACGGGCGCCUGACAGCAGCGCGGCGGGCGAUCCUGCGCGAGUUCCUGCCGAGGCGGGAACACGGCGAGCUAUUGAAGCGCUUCUUGCCUAUUCUGGAAAGGGCGUUCGUGGGGGCGAGCGUCGAAGAGGCUAUAGCGCCUACUCAACGUUAUGCGGUGGCGCUUCACUUAAGGACGUUGGAUUUUAUCGAAGGCAUUGACCUGCGUGGCCAUCAGCCAGUGGCCUUCUUAUUGCGAGAGACUCCGCCAGCCUCCACGCCAUCGAUCGCGUCGAUGGGCGUCAUUGAUUCCACACAGGCAAGAAUGCGACCGACGCCGCCGCAUUCGAUUGGCUCCAGACGAGGAAAGCCCGAUUCAAGUGGACCUGUUUAGUCAGGCGGCUGCGCGCUCUGGGGUUGGGCUGUUCACCUAAUCAAAAGGUUUUCCUGGCGGCCGACUCCGCACCCGUAAAGCGGGCCUUUGCACGCGCGAUCGAGGAGGCUUUUGGCUCCACGGUGAAAUGUGAGUACUUCGACGGCAUCGAACCACCCAAGUACAACGUCUGGUUCGCCAAGACGCCGACGUUUAACGACUGGCUCUCGCUGACGACGACGGUCUGCGACUGGCUCGCCCUCGCGAAUUCGCGAUUGGUCAUCGGCGUCAAGGGCACGACGUCGGUGCAGCACCUGCCCUCGUCGUUCGCGCGGACGGCGUCGAUCAUCAGUGGCGCUAAUUUUGAUGACCUCGCGGGGCUCGAGCGGGACCAGCGGAGCGUGACGUGCUGCGCGUGGUACGACCAUCGGGACUGGUAG
Pelagomonas calceolata is the source of this 1453-nucleotide messenger RNA. The record is from the annotation of a GenBank genome assembly. NCBI's taxonomy places the organism in Eukaryota, Pelagophyceae, Pelagomonadales, Pelagomonadaceae.